CUCGUGUGUGGCUGAGAAACGACACGCUAACCACUUGCCUCAAUUUUGGCCCUUGGAUAUAGUCAAGUUCCGCAGUUAUUACUAGUCAGUUGCAGCCGAUCUUCAUCAGUGAAUAUAAUGCGUCGCGUGCCAAUACUUCAAUCAAAGAAUCGAUCGGGAUGGCUGUUAAUCACGCUGAUCGUCGCUAUCAUCAUUAUUGAUCCGAGUGGCGCGGUUUCGGUCAAGAAAAUGCUGAACGGAGAUUAUAACCGACCGCUGCUUUACGGCCUGUUGUUAAGAUAUCCUGUUAUCAAAGCAGAAGCGGGAUUAAUUGCCAUGGGCAGCCACCCAGUGUCGGCCGUAAGUUUGGGUCCCAACUUCCGCGCUAGGCCAAGUCUGUGUCGUGGCAAGCGGCUCGAUACCCUGGGAUCAUUCAGUCCCGAUAAUUACAUAACGGCCGAUCAGUGCAUGAAGAGUGGAGGGGAUUGCUGCAACUUCAGCCCAGAAUGGGGCUUCGCCAACAACGAUCCGAGUUACAUGGGACCGUUGGACAGAUGCCACGGUUGCUACGAUACCAGAAUCACAGUUCAAUGCACGGGUAAUGUUUUGCGAAGUCGUGAGCGACAUGACGAAGAAGAAAGUAACGUUGUCGACUUGAACGACGUAACGGCUUCAAAAUGCAUCCAGUCAGGUGGGCGAUGCUGCGACCAGCGCAUGAUUCCCGAAUUGUUUGGCAAUGGCCCUGGGGUCUUUGAUCCGCAUCAAUUCCCGCGGGAGGAGCACUGCUCCAACUGUUUCUCCGGUUCAAUGUACAGAUUGGAAUGCACAGGAAAGCUAUUACAGUCGGAUUCGUACACGGGCGACAUUUGCAGUCAAUUCGACGGGAAAUGUUGCCAAGACAUUUACGGAGCAUUCGAUCCGGUCCGGUAUCCCAACAGAGAUUGCUCCACCUGUUUCUCUGGCUCAAUUCAGGAAGAGUAAUUAAUCGCCACUAUAACCCAGUUAUUUUCCUGUUUGUUUUUUGCUGUUAAAAAAAAUGUAUCUACCAAAAGUUAACUCGAUUGAAUGUUGCAGCUAUAAAUUGCUGUGCAUGUUUAUAUGCUGCUGCCAUACAGUCUGAAAUUGUGUUGUUGUCGUUACCGUGAAUCCAUAAACAUAAAUGCUAAUAAUA
Daphnia pulicaria is the source of this 1150-nucleotide messenger RNA. RefSeq lists its product as uncharacterized. The record is from RefSeq and is a predicted model, not a curated record. Bases 118 to 960 code for a protein of 280 amino acids. Lineage: Eukaryota; Metazoa; Arthropoda; Branchiopoda; Diplostraca; Daphniidae. The transcript is spliced from 6 exons.